CAUUCAUAACAAUUAUUUUCCUUCUCAUAUCACAUUUUCACUGUAAACUACUUAACAAUCAAUGGCUGAAAUCAUUGUUGUUGCACUUAUCCAAGUCGUUUUACAGAAGCUGGGAGAUGAAGCCUUGAAGCAGAUCAUUCGGGCCAAAGGAAUCGAGUCUGAGCUCAAUAAUCUUGGUAAUAAAUUGUCCAUGAUCCAAGAUUUCCUUAGUGAUGCUUCUGACAAAGAAAUUGCUGAUAAAAGUGUCAAACAUUGGCUCAACGGACUCCAACAUUUGGCAUAUGAUAUUGAUGAUGUACUCGAUAGCUUGGCAACCAAAGCCAUGCAUCGUGAGUUCACUACCAAGGUAAAAAAACUCAUCCCGACUUUCAAACCAAGUAGUAAACUGCGUCACAAGUUAAAUAUCAUUGACUCCAAGUUACAGGAUUUAGAAAAGGAAAAAUGGUGUCUAGGUUUGAUUAAGAAAGAUGAAAAGCCAAAAAGUGAGACUAGUAGAAGAAACGAAACCUCUUUGCCAGAUUCAUCCGAAAUUAUUGGACGAAAAGGAGAAAAAGUGGAAUUGCUCCAUAAGUUGUUGGGAGAUGAGCCAUGUAAGGAAAACUUUAGUGUUAUACCGAUAGUUGGCAUGGGUGGGGUUGGUAAAACCACUUUAGCUAGAAGUUUGUACAAUGAAACAAAAGUAAAAGAUCACUUUAAACUCCAUGCAUGGGUGUGUGUUUCUGAUGAUUUUGAUGUUUUUAAGAUAACUGAAACCAUCUUUCGAGCAAUGGCUAGUGAAAACGAGGAGUUUAAAGAAUUAAAUGAGGUUCAAACAGCCCUUUCAGAUCAACUUAAGGAGAAACGAUUUCUAAUAGUGCUAGAUGACAUUUGGAGUGAAAAGUAUGUCGAUUGGGAGAACCUAGUAAAACCGUUUCAUUCGGGGGCCCCAGGAAGUAAAAUAAUCAUGACAACCCGAAAGGAGGGAUUGCUCAAACAAAUAGGUUUUGAUCAUUUAAGUAACUUGGAGAGUUUGUCACACGAUGAUGCUAUGUCUUUACUUGCCCGACAUGCAUUGGAUGUUGAUAAUUUUGAUUCACAUACCGAUCUGAAAUCUCAUGGUGAAGGUAUUGUGAAAAACUGUGGGCAUUUACCUUUAGCUUUGAAAGUGGUUGGAAGGCUACUAAGGAGGAAUAUAAAUGAACAAUAUUGGCAGCACGUGCUAACGAGCAAGAUAUGGCAAAUCGAUGAUAGUAUUGUUCCGGCCCUUAGGCUAAGCUACCUAGAUCUUUCGGCAUGUUUGAAACAAUUGUUUGCAUAUUGUUCCUUUUUCCCCAAAGACUUUUUGUUUGACAAGAAGGAGUUGGUUCUGUUGUGGGUGGCAGAAGGCUUCAUUAAAAAAUCAAGUGGAAGCGAAUUAACUGAAGAAUCUUUGGGAUACGAAUAUUUUGAAGAGCUCUUAUCGAGGUCAUUUUUUCAACAUGAAGCUAAUGAUAAAUCAUUGUUUGUGAUGCACGACCUCUUGAAUGACUUGGCCACAUUUGUUGCUGAAGAUUUUUUUCUCAGGUUGGAUGACCUAAACGAGAUGAAGACAGAGACACAAACUUUGACAAAGUACCGACAUAUGUCAUUUAUUCGUGAGAAAUUUGUUGGUCACCAGAAGUUCGAGGCAUUUAAAAGUGCCAAAAGUUUAAGAACUUUUUUGGCAGUGUCGGUUGAGGUGAAGGAAAGUUCUAAUAGGUUCUACUUAUCGAAGAAGAUACUGGUUGAUUUACUUCCCGCGUUACCACUGUUGAGGGUUCUUUCCUUAAACGGCUUUCAGAUAAGUGAGGUACCGGAGUGUGUUGGUCGUUUGAAGCACUUGAGGUAUCUUAAUUUAUCGCAAACCAAUAUCAAAGAACUACCAGAAAAUGUGGGCAAUCUUUAUAAUUUACAAUCAUUGAUUGUUUUUGGUUGUCAUAAGUUAUGUAAGUUGCCUAAAAGCUUUUCAAAACUUAAAAAUUUGCGACAUCUUGACAUUGGGGAUACUCCAUUGUUGAAUCACAUGCCCUUUGAAAUUGGUGAGUUGAAUAGCCUACAGACGCUUAGCAAGAUCAUCAUCAAAGGAAAUGAUGGUUUUACAAUAAUCAAGCUCAAAGAGUUAAAGAAUCUCGAGGGGAAGAUUUGCAUCGAGGGGUUGGAAAAAGUGCAAGAUGCAAGGCAUGCACGGGACGCAAGCUUAUCAAUGAAAAGGCUUACUGAGGUAGAGUUAAUAUGGGAUAAUGUAUCUAAUAAUUCCCGAAAUGAAGAACUUGAAAAUGAGGUCCUUCAUGAAUUGAAGCCUUGUAAUGAUGCUUUGAAGAAAUUGAAGAUCGCAUCAUACUCGGGAACAAGGUUUCCAGAUUGGGUUGGUGAUCCCUCAUUUUGCAAGUUGGUCAAUGUUUCGAUAGGUCAGUGUAGAAAUUGUAAGUCUUUACCAGCACUUGGGAGGCUACAAUUACUAAAGGAAUUGGUAAUUGAAGGCAUGAAGGGGAUUAAAGUCAUAGGUCCCGAGUUUCUUGGGACAUGUGGUAUUGCAUUCCCUUCGCUUGAAACUCUAAAGUUUAUAAAUAUGCCGGGCUGGGGGGUAUGGUCUACCUGUAACGGGGUUGCUGAUGCAGUGUUUCCAUGCCUUCGAGAGCUUUAUAUAGCUGGUUGUCCUGAAUUGGUUGACAUCUCACUUGAAGCACUACUUUCAUUAAGGAUUCUACGAAUAAAAGGAUGUGGUGAUGGUGUGUUAAGAAGUAUGGUCCAUGUAGCUUCGUCAGUCACUUGGUUGGUGAUAAAUAAUAUUUCAGAGCUUAGUGAUGAGGUGUGGAGAGGUGUUAUAAAGAAUGUCGGGGUGGUCGAAAGUCUAUGGCUUGAGUGUUGUAAUGAAAUAAGAUACAUGUGGGAAUCAGAGGAAGAGGCAAGUAAGGUUCUUGUGAACUUAAGACAAUUAAAUGUAAUAGGAUGUUCAGAAUUGCUGAGAUUAGGAGAGAAAGAGGAGGAUGAUAGUAGGAGCAAUCUUCUAACUUCUUUUAGGAUUUUGAAACUAGAGAAUUGUAGAAAUUUGAAGGAAUGUUGUUGUCCAGCUAGCAUUGAGACAUUGAUAAUUCGUGAAUGUAGUUCAAUAACAAGUGUCUCAUUCCCAAGAGGAGAAGGAAUGGAGAAGCUCAAGGCAUUUCAUAUUUUCAAUUGUAAGGAACUAAAUGUUAUUAUGACUGGAGAAAGUACCAACAACAAAUCAAUGCUUGAAUAUGUAUAUAUAAAUGGUUGGCCAAACCUGAGAUCUGUGAAUGGAUUAUUGAACUCUGAUCACCUCACCUCCCUAUGGAUAUCCGUUUGUAAAAAUAUGAAGUCAUUUUCUGACCUUGAGUUGCCGAGACUCAUCUCAUUAGAAAAGCUGGGAAUUUAUAAUUGUCCAAAUAUGGAUGCUUGUUUUCCACGUGGGAAUUGGCCUCCCAAAUUGACUACUCUUUUCAUCGGGGGUUUAAAGAAGCCCAUGUUAGCGUUUGGCCCACAGAAUUUUCCAACCUCUCUUGUUGACCUAACUUUAGUUGGCGGAAUAAAUGAUUAUGAGGCGAAAAAUCUGAGUCGAUUGUCUCUUCAUGUUUUUCCUUCAACUCUUACUACUCUUUGCAUCACCGGAUUUUGGAACUUGGAAACAGUUUCAGUGGGACUCCAACACCUCACCUCCCUCCGACAUCUGAAGAUUAGGAAAUGUCCAAAGUUAAAAGAUCUACCAGAGCAGCUGUUGCCUUCACUCUUGAAUUUAGAAAUUAAGGGAUGCCCAAAACUGAAUUUAAAAAAGACGAGUAAAGGAAGGUUCUUCAACAAUAACUACUGGCCCAAAAUCUCUCACAUCCCCCGCAUCAAGAUAGACGGUGAAUUACAAAAUUAGAGGGAAUACUGGAGGAAAAUGAGGAAUCCGACAAUGAAGCAUAAUGUGAUGAGAAGGGUCAUAUUUUCAAUGGUUUUGAAGAA
This is a messenger RNA of Erigeron canadensis, 3960 nucleotides long. Its product is annotated as putative disease resistance protein At3g14460. NCBI's taxonomy places the organism in Eukaryota, Viridiplantae, Streptophyta, Magnoliopsida, Asterales, Asteraceae. Bases 62 to 3877 code for a protein of 1271 amino acids. The transcript has 2 exons. Gene Ontology annotation, molecular function: ADP binding. Gene Ontology annotation, biological process: defense response to other organism. The record is from RefSeq and is a predicted model, not a curated record.